Lacerta agilis (Sand lizard) is the source of this 3882-nucleotide messenger RNA. RefSeq names its product EH domain binding protein 1 like 1 (gene EHBP1L1). The record is from RefSeq and is a predicted model, not a curated record. NCBI's taxonomy places the organism in Eukaryota, Metazoa, Chordata, Lepidosauria, Squamata, Lacertidae. Gene Ontology annotation, molecular function: protein binding.
GAUGGGGGCCAAGCGGAGGGGCGCCGGUGGGGUGUGAAGAAGGCGGCGGCGACCCACAGCUCUCCUCCGGGGCCGCAGCAGCGAGGCGACAGGCGCGGAAACCGACGGGGCGGCCAUGAGUACGGUGUGGAAGCGGCUCCAGCGCGUCGGCAAGCGGGCGGCCAAAUUCCACUUCGUGGCCUGUUACCAGGAGCUGGUGGUGGAGUGCACCAAGAAAUGGCAGCCCGACAAGCUGGUUGUGGUCUGGACCCGAAGGAACCGGCGGAUCUGCUCCAAGGCUCAUGGCUGGCAGCCAGGGAUCAAGAACCCCUACAGGGGUACCGUGGUGUGGAUGGUACCUGAAAAUGUGGACAUCAUGGUGACGCUCUAUCGGGAUCCCCAUGUAGAGGAAUAUGAAGACAAAGACUGGACCUUCGUGAUUGAAAACGAAUCGAAGGGGCACCGGAAAGUCCUGGCUUCUGUGGAUGUGAACCUUAAGCGCUUUGCCAGCACCACGCCCACCCAAGUGGACCUGAAGCUGAAUCUGAAGCCGCGGUCGGUGAAGGUGGUGACCGCCACACUGCAGCUCACCCUCUCUUGUGUCUUCCUCCGUGAGGGGAAAGCCACGGAUGAGGACAUGCAAAGUCUGGCAAGCCUGAUGAGCGUCAAACCCUCUGAUAUCGCCAACCUGGAGGACUUCGCUGACAGCGAAGAGGAGUCAGAGGAAGCCCUGAAGAAGAGCCGCCAAGAGGAUAGUGCAAGCCAGGGGGCAUCGUCUAAAGGAUUUCUCCAAAACGUGUUGACGGACUAUUUUGCAGACACUUCACGGGAUCUGAACACUCUGGCCGAGGAGAGGAGGACCCGUCUGCUCAGAGCACGUUGGCAACAGCUGCCCCUUCCAGGAAGGAAGCUGUUGCUGAGGUUCCCAAGAGAACAUUCGGUGCUGUUCCCAGUGGCACCAUUGCCCCCUUGGACAGCCUUCCCACUGCAGCAGAGCCAGCCCCUACCAUCUCUGGGGCGGCACCCUUUGCAGCCUGGCGAUAUCUGGAAACCCAGAGAGCAGGAACCUCUUCCUGUGCCACAAAGGAGGAAGAAGAGCCCCUCAGGGGACCUCCAGCCCGGAGCCCACAGAUUCCCUCUCUCGCCUCCGUUGGCACCUGAGGCCCCCCCUGUGCGGAAACGCAGGCUGGAGAAGAUGCCGCUGUCCCCAGAGUCUCAAAGCCCCUCGGCAGAGGUGGCCACAUCUUUGGUGGAGGGCAGCUCCAAUCCCUUCAGCUCUCGACUGAAGCUCCUCACCCCCCAAGUCCUCCAUCACCUCAGGGCCCUGCCUUACCUCUCCCAGCUCCCCGCUCCCUCAAGGAGAGGAGUGCCCAGUCCAGCCAGGAAACUCUGGCACCAGUCCCCCCCACCCCGUGGCACAGCAACAGACCUUGGAGCUCAAGGCGAAUCCCAGGUUGACUCCCCCACCAGCCCAUCGCUUGUGAGUUCCAGCCAGUCCUUGCUGGAGUGGUGUCAGGAAGUGACGGCAGGCUCCCGGGGUGUCCGCAUCACCAACUUCACCACGUCUUGGCGCAAUGGGCUGGCGUUCUGUGCCAUCCUGCAUCACUUCCACCCAGAGAAGAUCAAUUACGAAGCCCUGGACCCGCUUGAUAUCAAAGAGAACAAUAAACUGGCCUUUGAUGGCUUUGCCUCACUGGGGAUCUCCCGGGUGAUGGACCCUGCCGACAUGGUUUUCCUGACUGUGCCCGACCGUAUCGUCAUGACAUACCUAUGCCAAAUCCGGGCUUUUUUCACCGGGCAAGAGCUGAAUGUGGUGCAGUUUGCCGCCAACAGCACAACCACCUACAAGGUGGGCAAAUUCGACACGGACUCGUCUGGCUCCAUUGAUCCCCAAUUCUACUCCCAGCACCUCCAUGUUGCUGCCUCCCAGACAGAGCAGCCUGGGGCAGCAGGAAGAGUCUCUGCUCCGAGCGACUGUGAGACUGCUGCCUCAAAGCCCGAUGGGAAGCUGCUGGCCAAUGGGGCUACUCUCGCUCAGGGUGCGGAAGCAGAGGCUUCUGGGACAGAAGCUGCGAGGCCUGAGGGGAAGCCGCCCACCAGCAAUGGGGAGAAGCUGGUUCCCCCUCCGCGGCUGAAGCGGAUUGCGUCGCGGGGCAGCAUCGAACGCCCCUUGCACCGGCUUUCCACAGGGGGCCAAGGCCCGGUAGCCCCCCCACGCUCCCAUGCCAAGUCCACCUUCGCCCAUGUGCGGGAUGCAGACCUGGUGAAGAAGCGGCGCUCGCGGCUCAAAAGCGAGUCCCUGUCCAUGGAUGAAGGGGAGCCGGGCAGCCCAGUUGAGGACCCUGCCAGGCGGCUGGCCAUGGUGAGUGGAGCUCCCAGGAAGACACUGGACAAGUUGCUUGGGCGCGUUGCCGGGUUAAUGUUGCAUGGCUGCUUUUUUAUCGUUGCGCUUCUGGUUUUGCUAACCCCUUGCCCUGCUGAACUAAGAGCUUUUAGCAUGGCUGAUCAGGGUAGAUGGAUUGUUAGCGAUGGGGGAUCAAGACCCCGACCAAAAGUUCACCGGCACCCAGCCCCUCCAACUGCUACCUCCCACGAACUGCCCCAGGACACCAGCCUGAAGAUCAGCACCAAUGAAGAGAUUCCGAGAUUCCAAGACACCAGCCAGUACGUGGUUGCUGAACUCCGGGCUCUGGAGAAUGAACAGCGGCAAAUUGAUGGGCGGGCAGCUGUGGUGGAGAAGGACCUGCGGGGCCUUAUGGAAUCAGGUGCUGACAAACUGAGGGAGGAGGAGCUGAUCCAGGAAUGGUUCACGCUGGUGAAUAAAAAGAAUGCCCUGAUCCGACGGCAAGACCAGCUGCAAUUGCUGAUGGAAGAGCAAGACUUGGAGCGGCGAUUUGAACUCCUGAGCCGUGAGCUGAGAGCCAUGAUGGCUAUUGAAGACUGGCUCAAAACAGAAGCUCAACAGCAGCGGGAGCAGCUCCUUCUGGAAGAGCUGGUGUCGCUGGUGAACCAGAGGGACGAGCUGGUGAGAGACCUGGACAUCAAAGAGAUAGCUCUGGAAGAGGACGCCCGGUUAGAACGAGGACUGCAGCAGAGACGCCACAAGCUCAGCCGCAAGGAGAAGUGCCGUGUCAGCUGAGAUGGGCCACCGCAACUUGCCUCUUCUCCCCACACUCCCCCAUACAUGGGAUGGCAGGAGGCACAGCACACGAGAGCACUUCUGCCACUCCAAAGGGAACCCCAGCCCUAAAUCCCCACUAGCCAUUGGGAGGGCCUCGCCUGCCAUGCCACAGCCUUGCUGGAGCACGUCAUUGCCCACAGUCCUCGGGGGGGGGGGCACAGCUGCUUGACUGCUCAUGCCAAAGAGGGGUGUGUUUGUUUUCCCCCACUGGGGCAAGGGAGAUCGUCCAAACUCUUUUUUUCUUUCUCUUACCCUAUCUCCAUGCCCUCCCCAGAGAAGAUGCCACUUUUAAAGGGCAGUGCCCAUGUAUCCUGGUUUACCUGGAGAGGGAAGAAAUCAGCUUUUCAAAUUCACACUCUCCAAAUUUUAGGAACGAUAUUUAUUUGUGUGUGUGUGUGUGUGUGUGUGUGUGAUUUUUUGUGUGCGUGCACAUGCAUGUGAGCUGCUCUUUUGGGUUUGAAAACGGGUGCCUCCUCCCCACCUCCGCUGUUUUUACAAAGUUUAUUUGGCUCUAUUAUUAUUAUUUUUUAAUGAUCAAUGUUUGUUGUUGGUCGAUGGUACAAAAGCCACAAAGUGCCUUGAAUACUCCUACAGCCAGAUGUGACAGUUGCCAACUUCCCUCUGCCCCCCCCCAAGUUUUGCACCUCCCCCUCAGCCCAGUCCCUCCCUGGUUAUUUGCACUAAAUUUGUACCAGAGUUUGAAAUAAAUAUAUCAAAAGACA